GUGGGUUUCUUGCGUGGGGUAUGCGUGUCUGUGUGCGCGCUGACUGAGUGUGUGGUCUGAUCGGAGGCAUUGCUGUAUGUCAGCAGAGUACUACUCCGAUAAGUACUGCGGUGGAUAUGUUGAGGUAGCGAACCCGUUGCAAUGGCCACAACUCAGGAAAAGGCGGCGCCUUGCUGCGUCGGGAGAGCCAAGCCGCCGCCGCCGCCGCCCCCACCGGCGGCGGAGACCGUGCUCGGGAAGGCCGACGAGGAGGUGCUGGUCCACGACUGGGCCGUGCCCGCGGGCAAUCUGGCCGAGGAUCUGACCGGCAAGAGAGCUGCCCCCGUCGGUGCUGCUGUCUUGGUCCGUCCCGUGGAGCCUCUCCCCGAUUCGCCUGCAAAAGCUCCGGCCAACAAAGUGCUUGUGACAAUAUGGCAUCCCCGUUGAGAUGAUCAAUCUAGCAUCACCCAUCGAGCAAGCUCUGGCUUCCGCGUCCCAAAUGUUUGAACUAUUCUAGUCCACGUCUUCGAUUUUUGUUCUCUUUUGUUUUACUUAGGAAUGAGUUUCCUGAUUCCUAGAUCCUGAGUUUUUCUUGUUUAGGUAAUUCGUUUUCCAGGUUUUUAUCUUUGGAACACAAGAAGUCAACCAUCGCGGGUGACCAAGGGUGUUCAUUUUCUGUUCUGUCUGAUCUAUCCUAUUGCUCAAUAUAUAUAAUGGGCCCCUACGUCGUCGCCUCCCUCUCCGGCGACAAGCGCAACAAGAAGAAGCAGCGCACCCCCCCCAUUGGGGCCACGCCCUUGCAGCCAUCACCGUCGACUUGGCCGCGGCCCGCGCUGGCUGCCUCACCCUCAAGCUCAAGAUCAAGGCCGAGCGGACCCUCGGAGGCAACAAGGACGUCGGCAGGGCCAUCGUGCCAGUCGGGGAGCUGCUCGAGCAGGGCGGCGACGGGAAGCCCAAGGCAAUGAGCUACGCUGUGAGGCUGCCGUCCGGGAAGACCAGGGGCGUCCUGGAGUUCUCCUACAAGUUCGGUGAGCCAUUCACCAUGGCGGCACCCCCGCCGGUCAUGGUGUACCUGGCCGCGGCAGCGCCGCCCGCCUCGGGCUCGGCCGCUGCAUACGCGCCGCCGAUGCAUGGGGUGGCGCCAUACCCUC
Molecule: messenger RNA, 1130 nt
Organism: Syzygium oleosum
Lineage: Eukaryota; Viridiplantae; Streptophyta; Magnoliopsida; Myrtales; Myrtaceae
Exons: 2
Coding region: 142-426 (94 amino acids)
Source: RefSeq, a predicted model, not a curated record